AUGAUGAAUCGGAUGAUUCAUACGCAGAGCGAACCGCAAACGUCGUUUGGAUCGAAUCAGCACAUGCAACAGCAGCAGCAGUCCCAACCCCAACACAAUCAGCACCCGCACCAGAAUCAACACGCUCGCCUUAUCAAUCAAAUCAUAUCACACGCCUAUGCACAGGAGCCAUUCGAUUCAUCGUUACUACUUAAUAAUGGACAGCAGAAGUUCGACUUUCUGCCCAACCUACCAGGAGGCCACCCGAGCCAUUUAAUGCAAAACGGACUGGCCAACAACAAUCAGCAACAGAAUCCACGUGGCACCAAUAAUGGGACAACGACAGUGAAAAAGGCCAAAAAGGGACAGGGACCCGGAAGGAGGCCGGCGCUGGAUGCUAAUGGAAUGCCCAAAGAGCGACCAUUCAUCUGCCCGCGGCCCGACUGUGGCAAGCGAUUCUGCCGAAACGACCACCUCCAACGACACAUGCGGAUUCAUACGGGCCAACGGAUGUUCCAGUGUCAGACGUGUCUCCGUGCGUUCUCCCGGUCCGAUCAUUUGGCGAAACACGAGAGAACGCACUCGUCGGACAAGCCGUUCAGCUGUCUGACGUGCGCCCUACGGUUUCAUAAGCACGAGGAGAAGAAGAAGCACGAGGAGAAAUGCAAGCAUAACGUGGAUGAUCAGCAGCAACAACAGGUUGGAAAUCGACAGCAACAACUGAACCUAAUCAGUGGUGGACAUAAUAUGUACCAGAAUCCGACGACGCCAUCCGACCGUACUCCUCGAUCAAAUUAUCACAAUAUUGCAACAACGGAUUUCACGCGCAUUGUAGAUGAUAUCGAACGCUUUAAUGCAAUCGCCGAACUCGAGCAACUUGAUGAUGAUUCCGCCAUCGACGACGACGGUUCAAUUCAAUAA
Caenorhabditis briggsae is the source of this 900-nucleotide messenger RNA. It is a transcript of the gene Cbr-egrh-3, whose product is annotated as Protein CBR-EGRH-3. The transcript has 6 exons. Lineage: Eukaryota; Metazoa; Nematoda; Chromadorea; Rhabditida; Rhabditidae. Gene Ontology annotation, biological process: regulation of transcription by RNA polymerase II. Gene Ontology annotation, molecular function: RNA polymerase II cis-regulatory region sequence-specific DNA binding; DNA-binding transcription factor activity, RNA polymerase II-specific. The record is from RefSeq and is a predicted model, not a curated record. The coding region runs from base 1 to 900 and encodes 299 amino acids.